This is a messenger RNA of Gavialis gangeticus (Gharial), 3161 nucleotides long. It is a transcript of the gene GNA13, whose product is annotated as G protein subunit alpha 13. Lineage: Eukaryota; Metazoa; Chordata; Crocodylia; Gavialidae. Gene Ontology annotation, cellular component: heterotrimeric G-protein complex; brush border membrane. Gene Ontology annotation, biological process: adenylate cyclase-activating G protein-coupled receptor signaling pathway; Rho protein signal transduction. Gene Ontology annotation, molecular function: G-protein beta/gamma-subunit complex binding; GTPase activity; guanyl nucleotide binding. The transcript has 4 exons. The record is from RefSeq and is a predicted model, not a curated record. The coding region runs from base 38 to 1171 and encodes 377 amino acids.
GCGGCCGCUCCCUCCCUCGCUGGCAGUGCUGGCCAAGAUGGCGGACUUCCUGCCGUCGCGUUCCGCGCUGUCGGGCUGCUUCCCCGGCUGCCUGCUGAGCAGCGGCGAGGCCGAACAGCAGCGCAAGUCCAAGGAGAUCGACAAGUGCCUCAGCAAGGAGAAGACGUACGUGAAGCGCCUCGUCAAGAUCCUGCUGCUGGGCGCGGGCGAGAGUGGCAAGUCCACCUUCCUCAAGCAGAUGCGCAUUAUCCACGGGCAGGACUGGGACCGCGCGGCCCGCGAGGAGUUCCGCGCCACUAUCUACAGCAACGUCAUCAAAGGUGUGAGAGUCCUGGUGGAUGCCAGAGAGAAACUUCACAUUCCCUGGGGAGUUCCUGCCAACCAGAGUAAUGGGGAUAUGAUGAUGGCUUUUGAUACUCGGUCAGCCAUGGUGGCACAAGGGAUGGUGGAGACUCGGGUUUUUUUACAGUACCUUCCAGCAAUACGAGCACUGUGGGCAGACAGUGGUAUCCAGAAUGCCUAUGACAGACGCAGAGAAUUCCAGCUGGGGGAAUCUGUAAAAUAUUUCCUGGACAACUUGGAUAAACUUGGCGAAUCAGAUUAUCUUCCGUCACAGCAAGAUAUUCUGCUGGCAAGAAGACCCACUAAAGGGAUUCAUGAGUAUGACUUUGAAAUUAAAAAUGUUCCCUUCAAGAUGGUGGAUGUAGGUGGCCAGAGGUCUGAGCGGAAGCGUUGGUUUGAGUGCUUCGACAGUGUCACAUCAAUACUCUUCCUCGUCUCUUCCAGCGAAUUCGACCAAGUGCUCAUGGAGGAUCGGCUAACAAAUCGCCUUACUGAAUCUCUGAACAUUUUUGAAACGAUAGUCAACAACCGGGUUUUCAGCAACGUCUCCAUCAUCCUCUUCCUAAAUAAGACAGACUUGCUUGAGGAGAAAGUACAAAAAGUCAGCAUCAAAGACUAUUUCCCAGAAUUCGAAGGGGAUCCCCACUGCUUAACAGACGUCCAAAAAUUCCUGGUGGAUUGUUUUCGUACCAAACGCCGGGACCAACAGCAGAAGCCCCUAUACCACCAUUUCACCACUGCUAUUAACACAGAAAACAUCCGGCUGGUUUUCCGUGACGUCAAGGAUACCAUCCUCCAUGACAACCUCAAGCAGCUUAUGCUACAGUGAGGUGCAGAAAGACGUUUUUAUUUUGAUGAUUUUUUUUGUGUUUUCAAAUAGAAGUUUACAACAGGAGCAGAAAAAAUCCAGGUCCUGUCGGACUUCUUGAUGUGUGGCAUACAGCUGAGCACAUGGUUGCUAAUUUCUGCUGAAAUCCAGGCUUUAAUCUUUUUCCACUGUAGCUUCAAGUUGGCUCAAAUUGUAAUUUUAUAGCAGACCCAAGUUGCCUGUAAAGUGACUGAAGUUCAUCUCCAAACAUUUGCAUGUUGCAAAGAACAGAGCUAGAAAAUUCAUUCCACCGCCAGUUCCACGUCCAGCCUUCAGCGUGCAUUCAUUGGGAAUACAUUAGACUCAAGGCAGUAAUUUAAAAAAAACUUUCUCUUUCCUUCUUCCUUAAAACAACGAUGAGACUCUGAUAUCAUUGCUGACUUUGAUUUCUCAGGUCUUUUAUUUAGAAAUUCCAUAAAUCUCUUGCUGGAGUCUUUCUGAAGCUAGGAUGUAUAGCAUAAUGCUGUCCCUAGUUUGUGUACAGCUUCAAAUGGAUUUUUAUGAUUAGGUUUGCUUUUCAGGAAGAAGCUGGGAACUCUUGUCUACAUUAACGCUUUCUGCCAGAAAUGUCUAAUGUGAUUGUAAGUUGCAGAGUUCUCCCUAAAUUUCUUGCUGUUGCAUCAUUUAAGGAUUUUUUUUUUUUUUUAGAGCCAUAACAAAGCACAAAGCACUAUGACUAGGUUCUUCUGAAUGUCUUGCAGGUGGGAAGCGGAAACGAGCUAAAAAUUCAUAUUCAUUUUCACAUUGCCAGAUGUUACACCUAAGUACCUAGCCCCAGGGUUUGUCAAUUCGAAGUGUGCUUUUGUAUCUUUCCCCUUUGGUCUCGCAGCCUGCCUUGUGCUACAUCAGUAGUCGGAUGCACAGAACUAUUUUCAAUUUAAGUGCCUCCCCUAUUCUGUGCUCUUGCAGUAUUUUCAGUGGCCUUAUAUGAAUACAUGCCCCAGACAGUAGCUGUGUGUAGAUAAGGGUAAGUAACCCAAACACCACUGUGAUGAAUGUCUGCACAGAAGAAUAAGCAUAAUGCGUCACAGUAGUAAAUGCUCGUGCAUGAAAACAUCCGAGAAAUCUGUCAGCCGUGUCUACAAAUUCUGUGCGCGCUUGAGCCAAACAUAUUACACAGUGCUGUAAGAUGCCAUUUGUCACCAGUUAUAUUCUGCCAAAAGUCCCAUGUCAUAUACUUUCACAGGCCUUUAUUGUGGCUGUGGGACAGGUGCUUUCAGCUGAAGCUGUGCCUCCCAGGGUUUGUUACCAAACAGAAUUAAACUUGGCUAAUUUGUGCUUUUAAAAAGAAAAAAAAGCCCUCAGUACCACCACUGCACUUACUCCAUUCACAGUGCUUUUAUUUUAACCAGUGUUUUGCUUGCUACUUGCCUUAUUAAAUUGACUAAUUCUUGUGGAGGGAAAGAGUGGCCAAAGCAUUUUUUUAAGAUGGGUUUCAGCCCUGCUGUGCUUCAUGUGUGGCAAGUGGUUUGGCAUACUGGUCUGAUCCCAUAAAACUGUCCACAUGAUUGUGUUACGUUGUUAGGAGUUGGGAAAUGUGGACUCUGUUCUCAACACUGCCUCUGACUUUCUGUGAGAAGUCAUAAAAACACCUGUGUACCUUGGUCUCUGCAGCAAAGUGGGAUUGGUGCUUGCCCAGCUUGGGUAAGAGUGCUUUGAAAUCAGUUGGUGAAUUUUAACGUGUUCAAAAGAAAAGUCAUAAAUAUAAGAACAGUAAUGUGCUCCAUACGUAGACGGAGCACUUUUUCUAGGAAGCAGUGAAUCUGAAGAGGGCAUGGGAGGUUCUGGUGGAUAAGCUGCUCAAUGUUUACUCCUUGGGUGGACAUGAGGGCUAAUGGUAAUCCUUGGGUAUGCGGAUAGAGGAAUCUGAAGUUGGGAGAUUGUUUUGCCUGUAUUGGGUCCUGAUGUGGCUGCUUAUGGAGUGUCGGAUCCAGGUCGGGUAUCAACAACU